Messenger RNA from Anneissia japonica, 4178 nucleotides. Its product is annotated as hepatoma-derived growth factor-related protein 2-like. Gene Ontology annotation, molecular function: double-stranded DNA binding; transcription coregulator activity. Bases 274 to 3156 code for a protein of 960 amino acids. Gene Ontology annotation, cellular component: nucleus. The record is from RefSeq and is a predicted model, not a curated record. Gene Ontology annotation, biological process: regulation of transcription by RNA polymerase II. Lineage: Eukaryota; Metazoa; Echinodermata; Crinoidea; Comatulida; Comatulidae. The transcript is spliced from 17 exons.
UUGUUGAUAAUAUUGCAAAUAAGCCAUACAUUUUUUUUAAGUUAACGCUAGGCUACCCUUGUGUUUGUUGUGUGUUGAUGUUGGCGCGAUUUUUUAGCCAAACAGGAUUGGCCACACUCGGCGGUUUUUGAUUGGAUAUACUGUCACUAGGCUAGGCGUAGACAGCACUAGCCUAGCCUAGGUCUAACCAUUUACGAUUUCACUAGACUAGUUUCUCCUUUAAUUAGUCUGUUUAGUGGAGAGGAUAGAUCUAAGAUUGUCCUGGACUGAAGUAUGACAAAUAAAACAUUUCAACCUGGCGAGAAAAUAUUUGCAAAGAUGAAGGGUUGGCCUUAUUGGCCUGCAAGAAUCGAUGAAAUACAGGAAGGAGGAGUAAAGCCAACAGGGGGGAAGCUUCCUGUGUUUUUCUAUGGUACACAUGAAACGGCAUUUAUGCUUCCAAAAGAUCUUUUUGCAUAUGAAAAAUUCAAGGAAAAAUAUGGAAAACCAAACAAGCGCUAUCAAUCCUUUAACAUGGGAUUGUGGGAGAUAGAAAAUAAACCAAAAGUUAAAUUCCAUGGUGAGGAUGAUGAGGAUGAUGAUGAAGUUGAGGAGCAGCAAGUGGAAGAGGAUAGUGAUGACUCUGAGCCUAUCAUUAAUAAAACUAAAAAGGAAACGAAGAAGACAGCAACUAAACGCAGGGCAUCACAAGCUGAUAGUGGCAAGGGAAAGAAACGUGCACGAAAAGGCUCGCAAGCUAGCAGCAAAGGAAGCGUCGUAGAGGAAGUACAGGCUGACAAUAGUGAUGCUGAAGAGGACUUCGACGCCGGUACCACUCCAGAUGCCGAGUCCUCAAACGAUGAGGAUUUUGUACCAGUAAAGAAACAGACAUCAGCGAGGAAGACAACAAGAGGAAAGAGAAAAUCGAAACCUGAUACUGAAAGUGAAGAAGAUGAGGAGGAUGAAGAGAAUGCCAAGAUAAGUUCAAGUGAAGAAGAUGAUGACAACGGUAGUGAAGUUGAAGUUCCUAAAAAAACAAAACAGAAAAUAAAGAAAAAAUCUCCACAAACAAAGGCAAAGAAAAAGCCAGCACCUAAGACGAAGCGAAACAGUACUAGUAAAGUAGCUAAACCCAGAGCUGUUGCUAAGCCGGUACGGAGAGGGUCUAGUGACAGUAUGAGCAGCAUUUCAUCCAUAUCCAGUGAUUCCAGUGAUAACGAAGAAAAAGUUUCUUCAUGGAAGAAAAAGGAUGAAGAGAGAAAGAGGAAACUGGAAGAAGAAAGGCUUAAAAAAGAAAAAGAAGAAGAAAUCAGAAUAAGGAAUAGGGAAAAAGAGGAGGAGGAGAAACAAAAACUUGAAAAGAAGAAGAGGAAAAAAAGUGGGGGAGAUAGUGAUGAUGGGUUAGUUGAUAAAGAAGAAAAGCCAACAGUAACGAAAAAACAAAACAGAACUAAGAAAGGGAAAUUUACUAAGGUAAAAAAUGAGAAGGCUAAAAGCAAAGCUACAAAAAAAGUUAUUCAAGAAUCUGAAAGUGAAGAAGAUAAACAAGAAAGCGAAGAUGAAAAGUCAGAUAAUGAAGCUGAAGAAUCUGAGGAUGAUGUUGAAGAUUCAAAACCUGAUAAGAUAAAAGAAGAAUCAGAAGACGAUACUAAAGAAAAAACAGGCAACACACAGGAUGAAGAACAAAUUGAGAAAAAUAAAGAACUUGACAAAAGCAAAAAGAAGGAGGAAAAAGAAAAGAAGCGAUUAGAAAAAGAAAAACGGAAACAGGAAGAAAAAGAAAGGAAGAAGGGUGAGAAAUUAAAGAAAAAGCAGGAAGAGAAGAGAAAAGAACUGGAGAGGAGGAAAAAAGAGGAAGAAACGAGGAAAGCUGAGGAGAAAAGGAAACAAUUAGAAAAACAAAAAGCCACUGAAGAACAAGCAAAGGCAAAGCAAGAAUUGGAAAAUAAAAAGAAGGCAGAGGCAUUGAAUUCAAAGAAUGCUGAGAUAACUAAAGAUCAACAAUCAAGCGACCAAAAAAAGAAAAAAGCCCCCACCAGUGUUGAAUUGACCAUCCGUAAGCUCCAUGUUGAAUUGAAACAGUCACUUAGACUUGAAAGUCCGGAUCCUGCUAAGAGCCUCAGCAUAAUGACCAAGGUGGACUCCUUUGUUCUGACGCCAGCUAUAGUAAAAAAGAAUAUAGAUUUUGUACAGACAUUAAAAAAGGUAAGAAAAUUCAAAGGCAAUGACCGUGUACGUCAGAAAGCUGAAUACCUUUACAACAAAUUCAAGUCUGUGUUCCUGUUACAAGAAGGAGAUGUUACAAACUUAGAAUCAACCAUGCCAACUCUUCCCACAUUACCAUUGGUCGAAUCCCUCAAAGCAACAAGUUAUUCAAACUCUACAGCUUCAUCACCUGAUGUCACAGAUGGCAAAAAGGUUGUUCAAGAAGUUCCAGCAGUACCUGAAAAAGUUGAAAACAAGAAAGAAAUUGUGAAGGAAGAAAUAGUGAAAAAAGAGGAGGUUAAAAUUAUACAAGUAGAGAAAAAUUUGGAGAAGGAAAAUGAAGUUAAGGAAGCAAUUGAAACAGAAAAUGCUGAUAAAAAAACAGCUAGCCCAGAAGAACAACAAAAUCAUAAUGACACUGAAGAAGAUGUAAUUUAUUAUGAACCAGUUGACCAUCGUGUGCCCCUAGAUGAACGACUUGCUAUUUUAAUGGGGGAGAAGGGUUUUGGCAGGUCUGAGGGGGAGGACUCUGAACAAAGUACCCCAACAAAACAUUCGCUGCCAAAGGCCGCCAAAGAAACCAAAAAACCCUCAAAGGAAGACGUUGAGAGGUCGACAGAAGCGGAAACUUCGAACGAUGAGGAGAAAGCAUCAAGAUUGAAGGAAGAUUCAGAGUCAGAUGUACAGGAACCAAUGGGUUGGCAGAGUGCUUUUGAUGCAACAACUGUCCAAUGGAAAAAUGUCCUACAAGAGUUUGAAUUAGAAAGGGAGGAACGGAAGAAGAGUGAACAGCAAAAAAGUGUUCCAGUCAAGAAACCUUCACAUCCACCUAGUCUUUUGAAUUUACCAAUGCCACCCCCUCCACCAGGAGGUUCCAAUACAGAUUUUACAGAGACGGAGGAUAGCCAAGAAACCAGUGAUAUGGAGUUGGAUUCCGAUAAAGAUAAUUCUGACAUGGACAUCUCGGAUUGAGUACCAACUAAAAGCACCUCAAUGACGCACGCAAAGUAUCGGUGGCUGUAGUGUAAGAAACACGCAGUCUGAACACAUUCUGUAACAACUCAGUUUUGUUUUGACAUUUUACCUUGAAUGGUUAACCUCAAACUUGUCGACAUUGCAAAUAUUUUUUAUGUAUUCUUGAAAUGACAGGAACUUCUGAAAACUGCCUGUUGUAUAAAAAAAAAAUCCAGGUAUACACUAUGUAGACUGAUGGUCGGUCCACUGCCAGUUGCAUAAAACUAGGCACACACUGCAUCACACGACACAAUUUAAUGCAGACAGCGGCGAGACACAGACUGCCACUGACAAUCAGCAGGCAGUGUCCCGUCAAAAGCUCGCAGUGUAGAGAUGGGUUCGUCAGCCAACGCAGUGUGCACCCGGCUUAAGUGAGAGACAUUACUUGUUCAGAACAGAUAUCUAUCAGUCUUUGUCAGUGUCAACAAGAGUUAUAACUGCAAAUUUAUUGCAAAUUUUAAAUGUCCGUGAGAACAUGAACUUAAGUUUAUCAAACAUUUUGCAUUGAAGUAUUCUAGUUCUAUGUGAACAGGACUUAUCAAAUGAAAUCAUCUGGGCCAUGUGAACAUGGCAUGUUCAUGGAAUUGAGUCAGUUACACUCAUAUGUGAAAUCUUUAAUAUCAACUGCUUUGCAACUGGAUUGGUUGAUCCAUGUAAACAGAAAUUUAUAUCAAAUUGGAUAUACAAAUCUGAUUGUGUGAACAGAGAUUUUUACAUAAACUGAAAAUACAAGCAUUUGUGUUGGAUUAUACAGUUAAAAGGCUGUUUAAUAUGGUUUUGUAUAAAUUGUAAAUAGAUUUUAUGUUUUCUUCAGGCAGUUGGAAAAUAAUAUUCCAUAAUCUUGUAUGAUUUUACAAUAGUUGAUCCAAAAUUUGGCAAUUUAUUAUUUCAAGGAAAGGCUAUCAAUUCUGAAUUUUUAACUUUCAAUUAUUACAUUGAAAAUUAUUUGAAUAAACAUCACACUUAUGGUGUAACAUAUA